This is a messenger RNA of Ichthyophthirius multifiliis, 1095 nucleotides long. RefSeq names its product spermidine synthase, putative. Gene Ontology annotation, cellular component: cytosol. The record is from RefSeq and is a predicted model, not a curated record. Gene Ontology annotation, biological process: spermidine biosynthetic process. The transcript has a single exon. Lineage: Eukaryota; Ciliophora; Oligohymenophorea; Hymenostomatida. Gene Ontology annotation, molecular function: spermidine synthase activity; adenosylmethionine decarboxylase activity.
AUGUCCUGCCAAAAAAACAUUCUUCAAAUGGGACGACAUUUGAUUCUUGAUUUCACAGGUGUCGAAUCUGUAGAUUUAAAUUGUUUUACCUAAGUAAAUGAUUUAUUCAUGAUAGCUUUAAACAAAGUAGGAUUAGAAGUUGUAGAUUUAUAAAAGAAAGAAUUCGAACCUUAAGGACUUACUUGCAUAUAUAUGUUAAAGUAAGGUCAUUUAACAAUCCAUGCAUGGCCUGAAGCAAAAUCAUGUGCGAUUGAUUUUUAUCAUUGUGGAUCUAAUACAUGGAAUGUUGUUUAAUAGGUAGAAGAAUCAUUAUGCGAUGGAUUAGGAUGGGAUAAAUGUAGUUCAACAGUUACUAUCCCUAGAGGAGGUAAUAGCAGAAUUCAAUGCAAUAAUAGUUUUUAGAAAUGCGAAAUAUAGAAUGAUGUAAAACUUAUACAUAGAGAAAAAACUCCUUAUUAGGAUUUAAGAAUUUAUGACAGCAAAUAUUUAGGGAGAAUUUUAGUUUUAGAUGGAUAAGUGUAGAUUAGUGAUAAAUUAGAUGAUAAUUAUACUUUGGAUAUGAGUAGAAAUAUUGUUAAUGAAGAAAGUGUUUUUGAACAUGUUCUUAUUAUAGGAGGAGGAGAUAUGCUUAUUGCAAAUUAUCUACUCGAAAAUUUCCCUAAUAUAAAAUAAGUUACAGUAUGUGAAAUAGAUGAAAGAGUAGUCGAAAAUGUACGAAAAUACUUCAAAAUGUCAGAUAAUAUUAAUAAUAAUAUCCAAUCAGGAAGACUUCAUGUAGUAUACAAAGAUGGAGCUUUAUUUGCUAAGGAAUUAGCAUAAAAUAAUAGCCUAAUUGAUGGAGUUAUUAUUGAUUGUACUGACGUUUGGAUAGAAGGAUCAGCGGCUGGUUCACUAUUUACUUUAGAUUUUUAUGUGGGUCUUAAAUAAUGUAUGAAAAGUCAUGCUAAGUUUUCGUAAUAGUUGAGUGCUUUGGAUAUGAUUCCAAAUUUUAAAGAUAAAAUGUAAUAGGCUGGGUUUAAUAAUGUGGAAGUUUUAUAAACUAAAUCACCGGAAUAUGGUGAGGAUAUUCCUAUUGCUUAUGUGGGAAUAAAUUGA